Molecule: messenger RNA, 1703 nt
Organism: Bursaphelenchus xylophilus (pine wood nematode)
Lineage: Eukaryota; Metazoa; Nematoda; Chromadorea; Rhabditida; Aphelenchoididae
Source: the annotation of a GenBank genome assembly
AUGAAAACACUAACAAUUAUAUCAAUUUUUGGAUUAACCUUUGCUUUCUCUCAGUAUGUGUAUGAAUAUUCCCAUGCAUCUUUUAACCCUCUGAAUCGAGUAAAAAGGGACUUCUUGGAUUCGGAAUGGACUGAAAAAUUACCUGAAGAUAUUUCAGUAGAACCGGAUUCUUCGGUAAGUAAAUUCUAUACGAGUUUUUAUUUUUUAGACGAACCACACCUACUAUAAGAUGCAUAUUUAUUCAAAUCGGACCGAUCUUAUGUCGCAGUAUUAUAUUGACGUCAAAAAAUGGCUAAACAGUUCGGUUCCUGGUUUAAAUGGAACAGAGAAUCACGAGCAUCUGGACGGUGCUUACCGUAAGGCUGCCGGUGCAAAUAUUGGAUUCGAAUUUCCAUUCUACGGUCAUGAGAUGGAUAAUUUGACCGUAGCGACAGGUGGAUUCUGUUAUGUGGGGGAUCAGACCCAUAGCUGGCUUGCGGCGACACAGUAUAUUGCUCCUUUGAUGGCCAACUUCGACACUACGGCUCCCAAUUCGGUGAUUAUGUAUGCCACUAACAGCUCUCGCAUGGUUAUCACCUGGGAAUCUGUGCGUCUGAGAGACAAUCCAAAGGCCGGAAAUUGGACCUUCCAGGUUUCUCUAUUCAAAAACGGAGACAUAUGGUUUGUAUACAAAGAUGUAAGUUAUUAUUGUAGUUUUAAUACUCGUUUAGAUCCCUAUUCCUGUUACUUUGAUCAGUGAUAACAAUCAUCCUUGUAAAUUAGGAAUCAGUGAUGCUUACUUGUUCACACAUCAAUAUGGAGAUAAAGGUGGGUUUUGAAUUUUUGUUACCUAAAACUCUUUUUAGCUCCGAUUCAAACAAAGAAAGUGAUCCAUGAAUACCAUAGGAUCGUGGUUCCUCCGGAGAAAGUGGUCAAUAACACCAUUAUUGUUCUCGAAGCAUUGCCAAGUCCGUUUUUCUUGUUUAUUUAUCUCAUUUUUAAACAUGUUUGAUCAUCCUAGUUUUAGCGUGUUUGCAAUUCAAGACUUGUUCUGAUUGUUCUUCGGGGAAAUUGACUAACUUCAAUUGCUCAUGGUGUGCCCCUAAGCAAAGCCAUAUUGAACCAUUUUGUUCUGAUUUUGCUGGGUAAGUUUUAUUGUUUUGGUUUGUAUUAUUUUAUGUUUAGACUUCAUCGACGUCGCCAGCAUUGGGUGGAGGGAGAUUGUGCCCGAACUCCAGCUCCUGAUCAAUGCAGCCCUCGAUCAACAACAAUGGAGCCUUCAACCGAACCGUCAGUCACAGCCCCGGCUGUGGAUAUUGAAGAGUUCCACCAAAAACAGACUGGUGGGUUUGGUACUCGUAUUAGUAAUAAUGAUCUAGGCGUGGAAACGAGGAAGUCUGGAGGCUUUGGACGUAUUCUUUUCGCAGUAUUCAUUCUUUUCUUGAUCUCAGCCUGUGGUUGGAUAGUUUACGCUUUCUAUAAUCCUCAUACUCCGUCAGGACAGCUACUUAUUAAGGUUUGUUUUUUUUACUGAAAUCAGUUAACUAUUCUUCUAAAUUACAUUUCCAUUUCUUUCGCAAAAUUACUAAAAUUUAACGCUUGACGCCUGUUUUAAUGAAUGCUUCUCUUUAGUACCGACCUUCUAAAUGGCAGAUCCCAAGUAGCCAUGUCAGGUACAGCGCUUCAGUCCACAUGUGACUUAAAACUCUUUCUUCAGCGGGUAA